Molecule: messenger RNA, 6188 nt
Organism: Anolis carolinensis (green anole)
Lineage: Eukaryota; Metazoa; Chordata; Lepidosauria; Squamata; Anolidae
Gene: wdr35
Product: WD repeat domain 35
Exons: 28
Coding region: 132-3677 (1181 amino acids)
Biological process (GO): protein localization to cilium; non-motile cilium assembly; intraciliary retrograde transport
Cellular component (GO): non-motile cilium; intraciliary transport particle A
Molecular function (GO): protein binding
Source: RefSeq, a predicted model, not a curated record
ACCUUUGGCUUUUGCUCGGCUUCCGGAGCGGGGGCUGUUGCCAAGGCAGCCGCCACGAGGCCUCCGUUGCCAUGGAGACGGUGUCCGCGGCCUGCUGAAGAAGACGAAAGUCAAGCCAAACGCCGGUCAAGAUGUUCGUGUAUUUAAGCAAAAAGAUUACCAUUCCUGGCAAUGUUAGACUGAGAUCUAUUUCUUGGAGCAAGGAUCAGGGUUAUAUUGCCUGUGGUGGUGAAGAUGGUCUGCUGAAAGUUUUAAAAUUAGAAACAAAAACAGAUGAAGCUAAAUUAAAGGGACUUGCAGCACCUAGCAAUCUGUCAAUGAAUCAGUCACUUGAAGGACAUACUGGUGCUGUGCAAGUAGUAACAUGGAAUGAGCAGUAUCAGAAAUUAACUAGCAGUGAUGAGCAUGGUCUUAUUAUUGUCUGGAUGAUGUAUAAAGGUGCUUGGUAUGAAGAGAUGAUCAACAAUAGAAACAAAUCUGUUGUCCGAAGUAUGAGAUGGAACGCUGAUGGACAAAAGAUCUGUAUUAUAUAUGAAGAUGGUGCUGUUAUCGUUGGUUCUGUAGAUGGGAAUCGGAUUUGGGGAAAAGAUUUGAAAGUGCAGCUCCAUCAUGUUGCAUGGUCUCCAGAUGGCAGAACAUUACUAUUUGGAAUGGCAAAUGGAGAAAUACACAUUUAUGACAAGCAUGGGACAUUUAUGAUGAAAAUGAAAAUGAACUGUUUGGUGAAUGUAACUGGAGCAUUCAGCAUUGCUGGAAUACAGUGGUAUCCUGGUACAGAGGGCUAUGUUGAACAAGAUUGUCCUUGCCUUGCUAUUUGUUUUGACAAUGGAAGAUGCCAAAUAAUGAGACAUGAGAAUGAUCAAAAUCCUGUCUUGAUUGAUGCUGCAUUGAAUGUCGUGAGUGUCCAGUGGAACCACUGCGGAAAUGUACUGGCUAUUGCAGGACUUCAAAAAAUAGCCACACAAGAGAAAGAUAUAAACGUUGUGCAGUUUUACUCUCCAUUUGGUGAGCAUUUGCGUACACUAAAGGUUCCAGGCAAACAAAUGGCAGCUCUCUCUUGGGAAGGAGGAGGCCUGAAAAUAGGACUAGUUGUUGACCAAUGUAUUUAUUUUGCAAAUAUUAGACCAGACUAUAAGUGGGGUUACUGCACCAAUACAGUGGUCUAUGCGUAUACCCGGCCUGAUCGUCCAGAAUACUGUGUGGUCUUCUGGGAUAUAAAAAACAAUGAAAAAUAUUUGAAAUUUGUCAAGAGUCUGAUUUCCAUAACAACUUGUGGGGAUUUCUGCAUUUUAGCAACUAAAGCAGAUGAAAAUCAAAUGCAGGAGGAGCAUGAGACAGAAACUCUUGGCGCAAUGUAUGUCCUUGUUCUUUGCAAUUCUAUUGGUACACCUUUGGAUCCAAAAUAUAUUGACAUUGUGCCAUUGUUUGUUACGAUGACUAAAACCCAAGUGAUUGCAGCUUCCAAAGAAGCGUUUUAUAUAUGGCAAUAUCGUGUAGACAAGAAGCUCACAGCAAUGGAAAUUAACCAGGUGGCACGGACUAGAAAAGAAGGCAAAGAGAGGAUUUAUCAUGUAGAUGAUAACCCUUCUGGAGCAGGCGAUGGAGCCCUUGAUUAUGCUAAAGUCCUACAAGGAACAAGGGACCCAAUUUGUGCAAUAACAGCAUCUGAUAAGACACUUAUUAUAGGACGAGAAUCUGGCACCAUCCAGAGUUACAGGCUUCCUAAUGUUGGCUUAAUUCGAAAGUAUCUUCUAAAUUGUCGGCCGUAUCAGUUGUCCCUUAAUUGUACAUCCAGUCGUCUUGCUAUCAUAGACAUGUUAGGAGUGCUGGUUUUCUUUGACUUGGAUACACGAGUAGCAGAUGGUUCAGGAAAUCAAGUAGUAGGUGAACUGCUGAAACUGGAACGCAGAGAUGUUUGGGAUAUGAAAUGGGCCAAGGAUAAUCCCGAUUUGUUUGCCAUGAUGGAGAAAACAAGAAUGUAUGUCUUCAGAAACCUGGAUCCCGAGGAACCCAUUCAAACUUCUGGAUACAUUUGCAACUUUGAAGAUUUAGAAAUUAAAUCAGUGUUAUUGGAUGAAAUUUUUAAGAAUCCAGAACAUCCAAAUAAGGAUGAUAUGCUUAAUUUUGAAAUUAGAUCAUUGCGGGAUGCUCAAGCAAUUCUAAAGGAAGCUGGAAUUGCAGAGUCCACCCAGUUUAUCGAAGAAAACUCCCAUCCAAGACUCUGGCGUCUUUUGGCUGAAACAGCUCUCCAGAGACUUGAUCUCCAUACUGCUGAGCAAGCGUUCGUGCGCUACAAAAAUUAUCAAGGCAUUAAGUUUGUAAAGCGGCUUCAAAAUCUACAAAGCGAAUCACUGAGGCAAGCAGAAGUAGCUGUUUAUUUUGGGAGAUUUGAAGAGGCUGAAAGAAUGUAUCUGGAUAUGGACAGAAGAGAUCUUGCAGUUGACUUGCGACUCAAACUAGGAAAUGGAUUUCGUGUGGUGCAGCUGUUGCAGACAGGCUCAGGACAUGGAGAUGAUCACCUUCUUGAACAAGCGCACAAUGAAAUUGGGGACUACUUUGCAGACAGACAGAAAUGGGUAAAUGCUGUUCCUUAUUAUGUACAAGGCAGAAAUCAUGAACGUUUGGCUGAAUGCUACUAUAUGCUGGAAGACUAUCAGGCAUUGGAAGAUUUGGCUACCUCACUCCCAGAAAACAACAAGUUGCUUCCUGAUAUAGCCCACAAGUUUGUUACAGUGGGCAUGUGUGAACAAGCUGUAACCGCUUUCCUCAAAUGUAACAGACCAAAGGAUGCAGUCGAUAUCUGUGUCAAUCUCAAUCAGUGGAGUAAAGCUGUUGAACUUGCUAAGCAACACAAUAUGAAAGAGAUUGGCUCCCUUCUAGCUAGAUAUGCCUCUCAGCUACUGGAAAAGAACAAACCCCUUGAUGCUGUUGAGUUGUAUCGUAAAGCCAACUAUUUCUUUGAUGCUGCUAAACUCAUGUUCAAGAUUUCAGACGAGGAAUCUAAAAGAAGAACCAAACCAUUGCGUGUUAAAAAACUGUAUGUCAUGUCAGCUUUACUUGUGGAACAGUAUCACGAACAAAUGAAAAAUGCACAGAGGGGAAAAACAAAAGGAAAAACUUCAGAGGCAACUUCAGCGUUAGCUGGUUUGCUGGAGGAAGAUGUUCUUUCUUCAGACAGUCGCUUAAUUGAUCACGCUUGGCGAGGGGCUGAGGCCUACCAUUUUUUUAUACUUGCCCAGAGACAGCUAUAUGAGGGUUAUGUAGAUACAGCCAUGAAGACAGCCCUUCACUUGAGGGAUUAUGAAGACAUUAUUCCAGCCGUGGAGAUCUAUUCCCUGUUGGCCCUCUGUGCCUGUGCUAACAGGGCAUUUGGUACAUGUUCAAAGGCUUUUGUGAAACUAGAAUCUUUAGAAAACCUGACCCAGGAGCAGAGACAGCAAUACGAAGAACUUGCUCUGCAGAUAUUCACCAAACACUAUCCUAAAGAUAACAAAAAGUCAGAACUGGAUGGUCUUCUUGAAGAGGGAGAAGGGAAGCUUCCAACAUGUGUCGCCACUGGGAGGCCCAUUACCGAAUAUCAGUUUUGGAUGUGCAAUAUCUGCAAGCACUGUGUUCAAGCCCAGGAAAUCAGCAACUACAACUUCUGCCCUCUCUGCCACAGCUCAGUAGCUUAUUAGUCAUAAGACACUGUGUGUGUAUCGGUAUGCAUAACAAAUGCAACAGGGUGAGGUUUGAAAUGUAUAGAAACCCUAUUAAGGUGGUUACAGGGAGGAAGAAUCCCUGAAAUAAAACCUAUUUAAUGUGCUGCCCAUGCCUAUAUAAAGAAUCUGAAUCAUUUCUUCCAAAUAACCUCAGGGUAGAAAAUCGCUGUUUUCAGCGUUAGGAAGGUCAAUGACUUAGCACAAACUCAGUCUUUUUUGUGUACAAACAGUCCUCCUUACUUCAAAAGGUUGACAUCCUGCAAUUUUAUAUAUGCUAUAUAUAUGGAAUUAUUUUUGGAUACUUUGAAGAUAGCUUUGAGCUCUUACAGUAAAAGAUUUGUGGCAGUAACUAAAGUUAAUAAGCAUUGGUUUCACAAAAACCUAAUUUCUCUCUUUAUCGGUUUACACUGAGGUGGAAAAUCCGCUUACAUUAUGCGUAAAAUAAUUAUACAGGUGCUGCUUUCGAAGCACAGUGCAGGAAGCAGGAUGCCAAAAAAUAAGAUCUAAGCACAGAUAUUCUGUUCAAAAGACAUGUGCACUGAUCAGUGAUAAGAGCAUGUAAAGCUCUUUUUAAAAAAAUCUGUCCAGUUGUUUUUCUGGAAGGAGUUUGGGGAUCUGAAUGCAAGCCCGUACUCCAUGCUCUGAGCAAACAGGAUAUGAGCUUUGAAAGGAUUGCAUUCUUCUUAGCUCCAUAUUUUGUAUCAGGGAGAGGACACCUGCUUGAUUCGAAUCCAGUGUAAUAUCCCAAUGGAUCAGUCCCUCACACAUGUUGUGGCCAGUGAUACUUCAUGAUAUGAGCAGAGGGAAGGCCUUCCUCUCAACAAGCUGCAGACCACCUUCUGGCAAUCUGUGGGAUCUUCCAAUAUUCCAGAAUUGAGUAGAGGUGACUUUGAUAAAUUUAGUCCCUCUGUCCAAAAAGAAGAGAAAUUCUGGUGCUACAAAAUCUGUCUAAGUAGCAUUUGGCUUUAGGAUUCUCAAGUUUUUAUACAGUAAAAAUGUAAAGAAACAUGUAUAUUUGUAUAUUUAAUGGUAAAUCUAAGUUUAUUUUCUUUCUUUGGUCUAGUAAGUAUAGUUACUGCAAUAUACACUUCUGGAAACCAAAUAAAUAUUUUGUUUGUUCAGUAUUCUUAUUAUAUAUCGCCUUUUUCCCAAUAUGCACACAAGCAAGUUUACUAAACAAAAAGUGAAACAAACAAAUACAAAAAUAUGACAGUAGUCAACAUUGGCCACUUAGUUACACAUGCCCUCUCAAUUUCCAUUAGCAUAGACCAGAGUUUCUCAAACUGUGUUCUUCCAGCUGUUUUUGGACUUCAACUCCCACAAUUCCUAACAGCUGGUAGGCUGGCUGGGAUUUCUGGAAGCUGAAGUCCAAAACACCUGGAGGAGCACAAUUCGAGAAACACUGGCAUAGACGAACAUAGACUUAUAGUAAGACUACAUAUUCUUAUCAAACCUGGAGGAGCUGCAGAUCUGUGACUCUAGGUUACAAAUCUGUAACUGCAAUACAGAAUAUUAAAAAAAAAGUUGAGCAAAAUGUAAAACUGGAUGAAGAACACUUAAUAGAAUAUUACACAUAUCAACAUUUUUAUCGGGAAGAAUAAAACCCUGAGUGUGUCUUGUUUUCAAAAAUAUUUUAUAUCAGUUGUUUUAGCAACAACUGAUUUGACUUUCAAUAAACUAAACAGUGUGAACCAAACUCCUAGUGCAUGCCUUUACAGAAUUCAUAGGUGCAUUUAUUAAAAUCUAUCAAACACCUAGGGAACUUUUGCCAUUAGACAGUAUGUAAAAAAAUUUUUAAGGGAUAGGCGAACUCUAAUGAUAAGCAAUGGUGGUUAAGGGUUGUGAUAGGAAGGUUAUAUAUAGGAUUAAUGAAGCAGCUGUACUCCACAGAAGUCAAAUAUUGCAUGAUAUUUGUGGGGAUAUCUGACUAUUAUUCUGUGUUUUGUCAAUAUUACAAUCAACAUAACUUUUUAUAUAAAUAAGACUAAAGCUCUUGACGGACAAAACAUUUACUGUAUUUUAGAUGGCAUGCAUGUCAGAACAGAAGCAGAUUUCUUUUUGUCAAUGACUUGUCACCCAUUUUUAACCAAUUAAUAAUCUGUGUCUAGUAAUCCUAAUAGUUUCUGAAGAUGAUUACUGUUUUAAAAAGAAUAGGGAGAAUAGAGACUAUUAUGAGAGCAUGAAGAGUAUGCAUAUCUACACCUCUAAAUCUGUAUAUGGAUAAAUGAAAGCAGUGCUGCAAAGAAAGGAAACGGGUUGCACAGAGAGCAAAAUGACUAUAGAGGUGUUUAGAAAAAUAUCAGAAAAUUGAAAUAAUAAACAUGUUCAGUUGCUUUAUAUUGAGACAGGCUUUUAAUCCGCUUAUGUUUAUUCUAUAUAACUUUAGCCUCACUAGCACCAACUAAUGCCACUAAUGGUACCUUCCAUUCCUCUACAGUUAGAAAAUACAAUCUAUAUGUUUAUGUAUAUAAUAAAAGUGAAAAUAUG